AUGUACGAAGACGAUGCAAUUCCGCCUCCUCUUGAUACUUCUCUUGUGCCACGUGGUGCUACUAGUACUAUCAACUUCAGCGCCCUAACUCGCGGUCGCGUCUUGGAGAUCGUAGCGGGAGAGGAAAUAGAUGACAUCCGCCUAUCCACUACCGUCGCCACUAGCGCUCUCCUCGAACGCAAGGGACACAGACGCGCUCUUAUACGCACUAAGGGAUGCAAAGCCCUCCUGCUUAUAGGGAACCAAUCCCGGACCAAGAUAUUCGAGCUCAACAUCCGUCGUCCCCCGCUUUCCAAUUCGACGGUCACGAAGAUGGAUGUGGGGUGUACCUCUGUUUCUAAAGCAGAGAAACACGUAGUUCAGCUUGAUGAUAAGGGGAGAGUGGUGACGAGUAUUGUGGAAAGAGAUGGGAUGGACUGGAUGGUGUUACGGAUGCGGGAGGGCCUGGGAGGAUUGUAA
Molecule: messenger RNA, 459 nt
Organism: Laccaria bicolor S238N-H82
Lineage: Eukaryota; Fungi; Basidiomycota; Agaricomycetes; Agaricales; Hydnangiaceae
Exons: 2
Coding region: 1-459 (152 amino acids)
Biological process (GO): glutathione metabolic process
Cellular component (GO): cytosol
Molecular function (GO): 5-oxoprolinase (ATP-hydrolyzing) activity
Source: RefSeq, a predicted model, not a curated record